Molecule: messenger RNA, 5623 nt
Organism: Magallana angulata
Lineage: Eukaryota; Metazoa; Mollusca; Bivalvia; Ostreida; Ostreidae
Product: galactoside alpha-(1,2)-fucosyltransferase 2-like
Exons: 3
Coding region: 3268-4275 (335 amino acids)
Biological process (GO): carbohydrate metabolic process
Cellular component (GO): membrane
Molecular function (GO): galactoside 2-alpha-L-fucosyltransferase activity
Source: RefSeq, a predicted model, not a curated record
CGACGACUAUGAAUCGACGAUGAAAUUCGAACUCUUAUGCUAAAGUACAACUAUUCAAUAUUCAUGCAUUUGUUUCGAUCGAUCCAAACUAUUAUGCCACAAAACAAAACGCAGAGAAAUCUUGUGAACCCUAUAUACCGCAAACGAAACACCAACGAAGGCGAUUUUACUUUGACGUAAACAAAAAAUACCAGUUUUUUUUUUUUAAUAAAGUUACCCAUUCAUUAAGUUGAUGGAUACAAAGAUACAAAAGGUACUAAUGCAUCCUUGUAUACACAUCCUUGUACAGCCGGACAUCUUAAGAUACAUCAUGAAUCUCUCGACAGUCGUUUACUUUAAAUUCUUCCUUCUUUUAGUAAAUGACACACAGACUGCGAGGCGCGGGGAUCAAAAAGAUGCGGAUGAAAUUAACAAUCUUAAAAAUUUAUCAUUGAAAUGAAAGGAAACAAAUGCUUCGUUUUGUUCAAUUUUUUCCCCUUAAAAUGUAAUCAGUACGAAUGUUGCAGAACAUUCACAAUAACAAGAACUUUAUUUCUAUUCUAAAAACAACUCAGUAUUGUCACUGAUCGUUUUUCUUACACGAUCUAGGUCAUGCGACGGAUGUUCCGUAUAACCACAACGGAAGUUCACUUGUGCAUCGAUAAGAAGCUACCGAUUGACAUGACAUGCAGACGACAUUUUUCGUUGGAUAUUAAAUUAACAUCUAUUAUUCAAUAUAUCUAUUUUAUAUAAAAACACACAGUGCAGAUGUCUGGGAGGUUCUUGUAACCACCCCAUAGCGCUCUUCGAAAUUAACAUAUGAGGUAAUAUAAAUUGUUUUAAUUGAAUUAAGACAUGAAAUUGACAUGGUUUUAAUAACUUUUCACCUUGGAUGUUAUAUUUUGAUAUGUGCGAGGCUUACAUGUAUUUCUGGCCUGAUAAUUUACUGAUGACGUUCGUGGUACAUGUAUAAUUAUGUAUAUUGGAACACAAGGUUAGAUUUUAAAAAGCUAAGAAAAUCAGUGGAAUAUAAACUCUUUAGCAAAGAAGAAUACACAAUAUAUUGAAAUGCCAGAUAUUUAGUUUCCAGAACAACCAUAAUAUGAUGGUGUGCAUUUAGUGAAUUUGGGUUAAGGGCGUGCAGUGAUCUUGAACCAUGUUUGUAGGUCAAAGCUGGUCAUAGUAGAAUUAUGUACAAAAUCCUUGUCCGUAGCAUAUCUUCUCUCCCCUUGUUCCAAUAUUGCUCAAACUUUACUCACAAGAGUGCCUAUGGUCAAAAGAUGUGCAGUGACGUUGAAUGAAGUUUGAAGGUAAAGGGUCAAAGUCAUAUUGGAUCAUGCAAAAAAAUUUCAGAAUAUAUAUAUACUCUCCACUUAGCCUUAUUUGGCUCAUACUUUACACAAACAGAGCUUUUAAGUAAAAGGUGUGCAGUGACCAUGAACCAAGAUUGAAGGUCAUAUGUGUAGGUCAUAGCAGAAUUAAAUGAAAAAUCCUUUUCCGGAGGAUAUUUUUUCUGACUAUGGUCCAAUCUGGCUAAAACUUCACUUGCAGAGUGCCUACGAUCAAAGGGUGAGCAAUGACGUUAAAUAAUGUUUGUAGGUCAAGUGUCAAGGUCAUAUUAGAUCUUGCAAAAUUCUUUUUUCAGAGCAUAUAUGUAAGGGGUAAUGAGAUUGAAUUAAAAGUUUUAUGCCAGCUUGAAAAUUUCUAUGUUUUAGGUCAAGGUCAAAGCAAUAUUAUCUGAAAUGCUUUUCAUCCUAUUGUCCAUGGCCAUUAUUUAUGCGUGGCCCUUUCAGAUAGUCUCCAUCUCAAUGUUGUCUAGUUAUUAUUUAUUUAUUUUUAUAAAGUAAUCUAAAGCAAUUGUGCAUGCUGUCUUAAAUUGUUAUUUUUGCAAAAUUUACCCUCUGAAUUUCAUUGUCGCAAUCCCCUGCCAAUAUAUAUCUUCUCUAAACUCACUAAGUGAGUCAGGGAAAUAUGUAGGCGGACUCUGGACCUUCCCUAGAGCGCAGCUUGGCCUAGAAACAAACGAGUUUCAUUUUGUUUCGAAUUUAUUUAAGCAGGGGCCGUAUAAUUCCUUACCAGAAUUGCAAUUUACGGAAGCGCAUAUGAAGUUUCAUCCUAAUUUGAUAGAACACGCUGACUAAUAAUGGCCGUGGCGUGUCGUCUCUUCGAUCUCGGCAAUCACUGUCGAAGAAAAUAGUUAAAAUUGUGCUUUAAAGGGACUUGGACACGAUUUUAGAUAUUUUCCCCCUUUUUUAUGUAUAAAAUGGUUUACUUGCUCAUUUUGAAUGAUUGGCCAAAAUUUGAAUGUUGGAAGUCAAGUUAUAAGAGAGAUACAGCGGUAAGAAAUUAUUGUAAUGUAAACAAAGCUUGAGUCUUAUAUUUGUUUACAACUAAUACAAAUAAUGUAAACUAUGGAAGUGCCAUUUCUUUGACCAAAUGACUCGUGGCAAACAAGUUAAACUGCUUCAAUGUGUUCAUAGAUUAUAUGAUAAAGAGAAACAAGCAACAUGUCAUUGAGACUUUUACCAAUAAAAUACAUAUGUAAACCAUAACAAAGCUCGAGCUUUGUUUACAAAACAAAGAUUUUGAAACUCUGUAUCUUGCUUAUAACUCAAUAGUUGACUUUCAAAUUUUGACAAAGCAUUAAAAGUACUUAGGAUAACCAUUCUAAACAUUAAAAUUGGAAAAAUAAAAUUUUGAGCUCAAAUCGUGUCCAAGUCCCUUUAAACUGUGAUACAUGUUUAAUUGCCUGUAUAGUUACUCAUAUAUAGUUAAGUUUAAAGUAGUGAAAUCAAUAUUGCAGAAAUUCUGUCGUUUUCUUUACAUGAAUCACUCCUGAACAAUUUUCAUAGUAUUUACAGUUUAAAAUCAAUUUAUUACAUGUGUUAAGACAUUGAUGACCUCUUGCGAGUAUUUGGUAAUAAAUGCCUUCUUUUAAUUGUAUUUAUGUUACUCUUUCAAAUCAAUUUAAGCUUAUUUAUGAACAAGAGAAAAAAAGGUUAUAUAACAAAAGCUGUUAUAAACAAAAGUCCUUUGUUACUACAAGUUAGUUCCUGUUUAUAGUAAAGCUGACAUCACUCAUUAUUACUCUUGCUCGAAAGGUCGCAGUAUUAUUAUCUAAAUAGUUUUUCCGGUGUGCAUUCGAAGCAGUACUGUGGGUGUCAAAAAGGAGAUAUUUGCUGUUUUCCUGUAAAAUUCCGACAAAAAACACAAAAUUAAAGUUUCUUGUGAUUGCCGGUGCACUAUACGCUAACGUUGUCAUAAAGGAUAUAAGUGUAGCAUUCAACAAUGAGAAUAAGAAAAUACAUCCGAAUUAAGAACGUCCCACUUCUUGCAGUAGGACUGUUUGUUAUUUUGACAAUCUGGGAGACAUUUCAACAUAUGAGAAAUAAACCUGGAAUAUAUGAAAGAGAACCAAAUCUAACCUAUAUGUAUGAAAGCAAGAAGUUGGAUGGUAUAGCGUGUGUGAAAUUCCAAGGACGCCUGGGGAACUUAAUGAUGGGGUACGUGUUCCUCUAUGUCAUAGCAAAAAUGAAACAUUUGUAUCCCAUUGUUCCGGAAAAUUCAGAAUUGUUCCAAAUAUUUGAUAUAGAAAAAACAACACUAUCUGCUAUCAACAAAUCAACGGAUUCGUGCUCAAAAUUACCAGAAUACAAAGAAAGCUGGGGACUUUCUUACGAUGAAAAGUUACUUGCAGUCCCACCAAACAAAAGCGUGAGAUUUAAUGGGUACUUUCAAUCAUGGAAGUAUUGGAUUAAGUACGAAGAUAGAAUUAGAAAACUUUUACGGUUUAAAAAUCCGAUUCAACAAAAGGCCCAUGAUCAGAUGAGAACAAUUAUGAAUAAAAUGAAGUUUGAAGUCAACAAGGACAGUGUUAUUGUCAGCAUACACAUCAGACGGGGAGAUUACGCAACCGAUGGGCAUUAUAAGUACGGAAAGCUGACACCCAAUGAAACUUAUUACGCAAACGCCAUGCAAUAUUUCAAAACAAGGCACAAAAACAUAUUAUUUGUGGUGGGAUCUAACGAUAUAGACUGGUCCAAAAAAGCCUUGGCCAAAGAGAAAAAUGUAUAUUACUCGACAGGAAAUUCACCGGCGGAGGACAUAGCUUUGCUUUCUCUAGCUAAUCAUACAAUAAUGUCAGUCGGUACGUUUGGUUGGUGGAUCGGAUGGAUGGCGCAGGGAACUAGUUUAUUCUAUAAGAACAUUUUCAGACCUCAAUCCGAUUUUGCAAAAGAAUUCCGGAAUAAUUCUAUUGAUGAUUUUAUCUAUCCCGGAUGGAUUCCAAUGGAAUAAAAGUUUGACUUGCUUUACGAAUAUUGCGUUAAUUAUCAAAGCAUUUUAGCGGGUUCUGUCGGAGACUUGAUUCCAGUUGUUGUUCUUAUCCAAGUGAAGUUAAAUACAAAGUAGACAUCUGGACUUUGUAGCAAAUAAAAUUAUUUUCAAAUUUUUCACCAGAUUCUCUUAAUUUACCGGUAAACGUUGAGCCCUUUUGUACCAGGUUUAUUUCAUAGACUUACUACUUGUGGAGCAUUGCAGUUCUCAAGAAGAUUGUUUAUAUUUAUAAACCAACAUCAAACUUUGAAUCCCUUGUGGUCACUUUUUGUCCAGCGCCCGUCCGUCUACCUGUCUGUCCGUCUGUAAAUUUUCUACAAUUUUUACUUAGAAAGUGUAGAUUUAAGUUUGUUCAAAUCUUGAUCCCAGAGUGACCUAUUUUUUGAUUCUCAGUUGAUUCACUGCGGGCUUUGAACGAUAUUUGGAAUACACAAGGUACUCUAUGUUUUAUGUAGGCUUACAUGUAUAUAAACAAGUGUUUAAGGUUUUCCGAUCCUAAACCUCAAAGUAUUUUUUUUUCAUCCAAAAAUGUUAUUUUGUCCUUCAAACUUUAUAAAUGAAAUGAAACUAGAUGAAAUUGUUACUUGCAUUCUACAAAUCUAUUGCAAUUGUGCCCACGAUGAAUAAAAAGAAGUAAAUAUACAAGUUGAGAAAAAAAGGCUGUGCUGGUACACCGGGUGCUUGAACCCCUUUACCAAAAUAGAUAUGUAACAGAUCUUUGUGGAACCACUAGGUCAAGCAUUUCGUUGAAUUGACAGAUUGUAAAACCAUCACUAUAAGACUGAUUAUAUUCUAUUAAAAAACAGGUUUAUUGUACGAAUAAAAUAAAAUCAGGAUAACUUAGAGUUAUCGAACAUGCUGAGGUUAAGGAUCGUUAAGAUUUUUCUCAAGAACUGAAACUUAUUACGCAAACGCCAUGCAAUAUUUAAAAACAAGGCACAAAGACAUAUUAUUUGUGGUGGAAUCUAACGAUAUAGACUGGUCCAAAAAAGCCUUGACCAAAGAGAAAAAUGUGUAUUUCUCGACAGGAAAUUCACCAGCGGAGGACAUGGCUUUGCUUUCUCUAGCUAAUCAUACAAUAAUGUCCGUCGGUACAUUUGGUUGGUGGAUCGGAUGGAUGGCGCAGGGAACUAGUAUAUUCUAUAAGAACAUUUUCAGACCUCAAUCCGAAUUUGCUAUUCAAUUCCAAAAUAAUUCUAUCGAUGAUUUUAUCUAUUUCGGGUGGAUUCCAAUGGAAUAAAAUGGGGCUUGUUUUGAAUGAUCUGUUAACCCGAUCGUGACCUGCUGCGGUUACAAUGGAUAUUUUUUU